AUGAUCAAGUCAAACAACAUCUUCAAAAGCUUAUCAGUGCAUCCUUCCAAUAUUAGCUUUCCUAGUCAUCUAACAAUUCUUAAAGAAAACUUUGGAUUCAAAUGGGCAUCCCAAAAGCUAUUUCCCUGGAAGUCUCUCCCAAAUCAGCUGGCAGGCAGUGCACUUGUCAUGUAUAACUGGCCAGCAGAUGUUAUCUUCCCAGGUGAGGAAUGCUGUGGCAAGGCAUCUGGGAAAGGGAUCUUGGACCUCACACAUGCAGACUGUUCUAAGCUCAUUGCUGUGCUUGUGGACACUAGUGAAAGCAAACUCUGCAUCUGGCAUGACCCUAAAAACAAAAGUAUGUCCUCCAUUUUUUAA
Molecule: messenger RNA, 357 nt
Organism: Pisolithus orientalis
Lineage: Eukaryota; Fungi; Basidiomycota; Agaricomycetes; Boletales; Pisolithaceae
Exons: 1
Coding region: 1-357 (118 amino acids)
Source: RefSeq, a predicted model, not a curated record